Molecule: messenger RNA, 1590 nt
Organism: Bemisia tabaci
Lineage: Eukaryota; Metazoa; Arthropoda; Insecta; Hemiptera; Aleyrodidae
Source: RefSeq, a predicted model, not a curated record
CACUCCGGCAGACGAAGACGACCCACUUCCAAACGGUAUCCUCCGACGUCGCGCGGCGUGGCGGCUGGUCUCGGUCAGUUGUGUUCAAAGUGCGCUCGCGGUUGUGCUUGCAGUCUCCGGCCGGCGCCCGCUCCGCCAUGGAGCAGCCUUCCAAGAUGUUGGACAGUAGGCAUCUACGCGUAAUCUGGUUCCUGAUAGUAUUCCUAUCACUGAUGAAGAGCGUCUACUCGGAGGAGUCGUCGGAGAACGGGACGGAGGCGGGGGCCAAGUUCCUCUACUCGGUCAUCGGGAAGAUGCACGGGGAAUCCCCCACAAAUACCAAAGUCUUAGAUUUAAUCCUCGACCGCGUCGAGACCAAGCUAGGCGCCUCCGGGCCCGGCCCCUUCCCCGGACCCACCGGGCCCACCGCCCCGGAGGAUUUUAGGAUAGUCGCCCCGACGCCUUUAACUUAUCAUGACGAGAAUCAUGACAAUCAAAAUAUCAACAACGAGAGGUAUCCACCGUAUCCCACCGCACCUUCGGGCCCCUCGAACGCGGGUCAAACUGCCCCAGGUUAUGGGCCCGCGGAUCCGCAUCCAAGCGGGGCUCCCGGGUUUCAGGGCCAGCAGGGCCAGCAGGGUCACCAGGACUCCUGGAUCCCACCCUUGAGCAAGGACGAGCUCAUGGCCCUCUAUCAAGCGGCCAUCCAAAAGGGCAACGCCGUCAAUCUCAACAGUCUCCCGCCGCUCGGCGUCCAUCAGAUGCUCCCCACCGGCCCCGGCCAGGACGCCGCCUAUCAAAACCAAAAUUAUAAUAAUAAUCAUCAUCUGCCCAAUUAUCAGCAGAAUGAUAUCAAUUACAACCAUGCCAACCCUCAAGGUCCGCUAGGCCCUCAAGGUCACUUAGGGCCUCAAGGCCAUUUAGGUCCUCAAGGUCAUUUGGGUCCACAAGGUCAGCAGCCGAUCCGGCCGACGGACGUGGGGACGGUACCCGGCUACCAGUACUUCUUCUACCCCAUCUCCAGUUUCGCCGGCAACGGGAACGGCCAAGACCAGCAGGGCAACGAUCUUAUGAUGAUGAUGUUCCAGAAGACGGGUCUCAAGAAGAAGGUGGAGCCGCUGUUCCUGGCCAUGGCCGGGUUCGUCGGGAUGGCCAUGGUCUUCAUCGUGUCCGUCCUCUUCCUGCCGAAGAUCAGCAACCUGGCUCACCUGGGACACUUCCGGGACAAGGUGACGCCGCUGAUCGGCUUCAACAAGCAGGCCCCGCAGGAGUUCACCAAGUUCUCCAAGUUGGUCAUCGAGUCCAUAGAGGGCAAGGAUUGCACCGAGAGGCUUACCUGCGAGGUUGGCCGGGCCUUCAGGUCCAUGCAUAUAGGAAAUAAAUCAAUCAGGUUUAUGGAGGUGAUGUUACCGCCGAGUAUGGCUGAGCCAUUAGCCAAAUUAAGGAAGUCGUACAUAAGAAGAGAGAAGUGCCAUUACAUUCCAUGUAGAAAAAAUACUAGUAUUAAAAAGAAUGAUUUUAGUAAAUUUCAGCAAUUCAAACCAAAACCAAAAAUAAAACCGCUCCAGAUUCAGGAAAAAAACAUCAAAGUAAAAUCAAAUAAGCAUUAAA